Molecule: messenger RNA, 4482 nt
Organism: Mycetomoellerius zeteki
Lineage: Eukaryota; Metazoa; Arthropoda; Insecta; Hymenoptera; Formicidae
Gene: Ugt50B3
Product: UDP-glycosyltransferase family 50 member B3
Exons: 8
Coding region: 2828-4330 (500 amino acids)
Molecular function (GO): UDP-glycosyltransferase activity
Source: RefSeq, a predicted model, not a curated record
GCUCGGCGAUACGCGAGCUUCGCGAGCGAAGAGUAUUAGUCCGUCGUCGCUUUCAAGGUCCGCGCUUCCGAGUACAGGAACAGUCGAUUCCAAUUCCGCUCCGAUUUCGGAGCGGGACGCGAAAAUCGUAACGUAUAUCGUAGUAUCGAGCGUACGGGACGGAGAAGUUCCGCUGGGUUGGCUACGUGACCGAAAAUCCAUCGAUGAAUCGGAAAAAAAGUAAAGGAGGCCGAUAAAAAGCCGAUCAGAUACAUCGGAUUAUUGCGGUAGUGCGGUCCUUGUUAACAGAACUUGUUCGCCAAUUGACGCGAUAUCGAAGUUUUAUUCUUCUCGCGGUACUUUGCCAUGAAAGUUUUUGCAUCGUCGGCGACCACAGCGAACGUAUAAUUAUUAGAACCAAUAAGUUUAUUAGUUUUUUUUAAGAGAUUAUUCGUACAAUCUGACGGAGGAAGUACGUGGCGCUCGAGCGGCAAACUUUUUGCGAGACGUGAACAGAUUCAAUGAUAAAUUAUUGCAAGAAGUAUAUUAAGUUACAAUAAGAGAAACUGCAACUACGUGCAAAGUAUAGGCUGUCUUAUUGGAUAAAUCAACUGUUAAUUAAGAGAGAUAACGAAUUAACUGCACCUCGGCCUGGAUGAUAUCGAGAUGAUUUGUUCGUUUGUAAAAUAUUAUAGAGUAUGAGCACUCCGUGUUGCUAAGAAAUAUCUCAAUGUCGAAGGUUUUGAAUGAAGACAAAUGAUACUUGACGCGGGAGGCGGCAUUGAUCUUUCGAUUCCUAGAAUCGGAUUAUCGCGACCGACGAUCGUGAAUACGAGUCAUACGUUAUUAGUGAAAGUCGUUCGCGUUCGUAUAGUUUGAGGAUCAAGACUAACGGCGCCACGAUAUUCCCGCCAAGAAUCGCGUGAAGGGGUAAAGAAGGUCAGGAAGGAAAGGAAGGAUCAAGAGAUCUUCACCUGGCUGGAGAAAGGAAAGGAUAAUUGAGCAAAAUGACGGGCGGUCUCUUGUCGACAUUCAAAUUUCGACACACGACGUCGUGAGAAAUCGACAAAACGACGUUUAAGAAGUCGAGAGACCACAGAGCGAAAAGUCGUGUGUCAUUGUUCUCUUUGUCAGCUCUUCUCGAGCGAAUAUCGAAUCGAAGGGAGCCCAAGCACUUUGAACGAGAUCCUUAGAGAGAAAGGAACGGAUCCCAGAUAAAGACAGCGCGAAACCACGAACUAAGAAGCUUCUGAAGAGUUAUUAGGAGCAAAAAGAGAUUCAAGGGGAACCGUCGGAUCGUGUACUUGGUAGAACGGUGCUCUUACGACGGGCUCUUCGCGAGAAGAGACUGCGCGAGAGAUAUAAAGUACUACUGCUAGGAAAACAAAUGGAAAUUUCGUAGAAUAAUACUUCACAAUGCUUCCGGAGUGAAGGUAUUUCACGUAACGGUUGAACUCUGUAGAAAUUUAAAAAGAGAAAGAAAGGAAAUAUCAAACAUGAAACAAUUGAAGCAAAAAAAAAUAGUUAGAACAUGAAACUUCGAGCCUCUUUUAUCCAGUGACAGCGACGAGAUUUACAUUGUACAAUCGAUAUUGUUUGCUAACUUAUAAAAACAGGAAGAUUUAAGUCUAAUAGCAUUACCUCUGUGAAGUUACAAUGAUUUUCUCAUGAUAUCGGCAGUUAACGACUGCUAUUUGCUAGUAGUGACUAAGAAGACGUAAGUAGAAGUUUGAAGAUCGUUAAAUUCCAUAAAGCCUUUGUACUACAAACUCUCUUUAACUUCAUCAUUAAAAACGCUUUCGUUAAAAGCUUUCGAUAUUAGAAAGAUACUGAGGACUGGGUUCUGUUAUGCAGACUUGCAUACAGCAAAUAACUUCAUUUACGUAGCGGAGUAUCGAGAAAGAGAGAGAGAAAGCUUUGUUAGAUGAUCGGUAAUUUCUAUUUUCUCAGCUGAAAAAGAGAUCAGAGAAGAUUAUCUACGGUCAAUCUUUCACUCGAGGAUCAAAAGAAACCGUCCGUUGACAGAAUCUCAUCUCUCUUACAGAAGAUUAUUAUGAACAAUUUCAGCUGGAAAUUGAAUGAGUAAAAUCAAAUCUCACGAAGUGCGUAUAAAAACAAAAGAUCAACUUCGAAGCAAUUUAUUUGCUGAAAGCAAAUGAAAAUUGGAAGAAACGAGACGCGUAAUUCAUCAUAGACUUACAAAAAUCUCGUUUCUUCGGCAGUAUAUUAGAAUAAUAAUAAGCAUCUUACUUGGAUGAAGUUUGACCUUCGUUACUCGUCUCGAAAAAGCACGUGCGCUUUAACUCCCGAAUUUUAAUUAUUCCGAUUUAUAUUCAAGCAAAUCAAUUUACGGGAAGGUACGGAGGAUGCGAGGAAUCGCAGUCGUAAGGACGCGACUAAGCAGCGACCAGACGCGACAAGAGUCUCGCAAAACGAUCACGGGGUGACGGCGACGAUCCAUCGGUUCGCUGCCGCGAAUUGGAGCGUAAGAGAUCCGUACUCCCGCCGGUAUCAUUCCAUUUACCCGACCGGAAACGCGCCGAGAAGAAUACGAAUUCACCGCGGAUCCUACAGGCCGUUUCUCGCUUCGCCGAUGCACGAAAGAAGUUCGUGACGAAAGCGGAACGCGUUCGAACGUGACGGAGAUCGUUCGUGGUAGAAAAGAAAAGGAAAAAGGAAGAAAAAGAAAUGAUGUCAGAUCGCGAAACGAUUGUCCUUUUGUGUUGAAGGACCUUCUGACGACGAUCUCGAUAUUGCGAUAUUCCGUCGCGGCGCGUAAGAAGAAAAGAAUCGCCACGCGAGAAUCAUUCACCAUCGUUGAACGGUUCGACAAACCGAUAUCCUGAGGAUGACGCGUGUCGCGUAUCGACUCGGUCUCCAUCAGCUCCUCCUGGGGAUCAGCUUGCUGAUCGAGCCCCUGAUGGGCUACAACGUCCUGAUGGCCACUAUGGGUGGUACCAAGUCCCAUACGGUGCCCUUCGUCGCUCUUGGUACGAGUCUGAGGUCACGGGGGCACAACGUCACGCUGCUGAGCGCUUUCCCCGGUCCCGCGGCGAAUAAUGAUCUUCACGAACUGGUGCCAUCGAUCCUCGAGGCUUAUGUCGAGAAUUUCACGGCUGAGUGGGACCUAGUGGGCGCCAGGUUCCGGAAUGAGCUUCCGGUAUCACCGUGGGACGCUAUGAGAUACGCCUGGGAGUCAUGCGAGGCUUUGCUCCAGGACGCGUCGUCGAUAGCCAGCAUGAGAAAACCGAAUGGCGAUUCGCACGCCCGAUGGGACGUCGCGGUGCUUGACGGCGCUUAUCCCGAGUGCAUGUUGGGGAUCCUCCAUGGCGAAAAUGUGCCGACGAUAAUGUUGAAUACGGUGGCACUGUACAGCGGGUCCAUUAUGCGACAGGGCAAUCCAUCACCUUGGUCGGUGACGCCGUAUUUCGGUAAGGCGAUCACUCAGGACAUGACUUUCUUCCAGAGAGUCCUGAACGCGGCGGCUCUGCUCACUCUAAAGAUUAUGCAUUGGUUCACGGUCUCGAUUUAUCUUCAGCCAACGCUCCAGAGAUACCUCGGCAAUCAUAUACCCAACGAUCUGCACAGCCUGACGGCGGAGGUUCCUCUGACUUUGCAGAACAGUCAUUAUAGCGUGGGCGAUUCCUUGCCCUACUUGUCGAACGUUGUAAACGUGGCGUGCCUUCACUGCAGACCGGCGAUGCAAUUAAGCUCCGACUUAGAAUCCUUUCUACGACGCGGUUUCGUGUUUGUCUCGAUGGGAUCAUCGGUGCGGGCUUCUGGGAUGCCGGAAGCGUUACGGCAGAUCUUUGUCGCGGUAUUCUCCACGCUACCGUACAAUGUCGUGUGGAAGUGGGACGGUGGUAAGAUCAAGGAUCUGCCGGCGAAUGUGAGGACGGCUGCCUGGUGGCCACAGCAGGAGCUGCUCGGCCAUCCCAAGCUACGUGCCUUUGUUUCUCACGGCGGACUGCUAUCUUUGCACGAAGCGGCUUACCACGGUGCACCGACUCUGGUCUUGCCAGUCUUCUGCGAUCAUGAUGGAAAUGCGGCGCAAGCUGGUAAACUGGGUUACGCUUUGGUAAUGGAUCUGGCUGGUAUAUCCAUUACUGCGCUUCGCGAAGGUAUAAUUAAAGUCGCCGCACUUCAUAAUAACUCGUACAGACACGUUGCCAAACAUGGCGGAGCCGAUCAUUUGAAAAGUUCAAUUCGGUACAUGAGCGUGUUCCAUUAUUACAGCGUGGAUGUCGUGCUAUUUUAUAUAUUCAGUUUAAUUCUGAUAAUUUAUGGACUUAAAAAAUUAUGUUGGCGAGUGGUAAUCGGUCAAGAUGUCUUUAAGAAGAAAGUAGACUGACGGAUAAAAUUCUGUGAAAUUCUCUGCCAAAUUAAUUUUAUUUAUUGUAGCGAAUAGGAUGUGUCCUCUUAAUGAUAUGGUAAGUAUUGGGACUAAAUAGAGAUUAUAUAAAUCGAAGGAUAUUCUCGACUUUUUAAAGAUCUCUAAUAUAU